GCGGUGAGACUCCACCCAUUGCCUAUCACCGCCUUAUCUCACCACACUCUUUAGAAGAUUGGACGGCCAUGGGGAAGUCCAAUACUUUGACGCACGAGGAGAUCUGGGAUGAUUCGUCCCUGGUGAGAUCGUGGGACGAUGCUGUGGAGGAAUACCAGCUCUAUCACAGUAUCCAUGCCAAGGGAGAGAAUGUCGAAGAUGUCCUGAGAGAGGCUGAAGAAACGGGCCUUACAGAGGAAGGCUACGUUGUCGAUACAGAGGAAGCGAAUGUCCACGAUGUUGCCAUGGAGCACGAACCCGAGGGCACUAAUGUAUCCGCUCCAGAUGUUACCGCUCCGGUCAUCAAGCCUGCAUUAGAGGCUAGCCAGCAGUCUGCUCCAGAGGUAGCAACACCUGCAGCUGGAGGCCCAAAGAUUCCCGUGGCCACUAUGCCGAUGCCUGAGGCUGUCUUAGCCCAAGUCCAAGAUGAAAGUCUGAAGAAGCUCAUGAUGGCCUGGUACUAUGCUGGGUAUUACACAGGCCUCCAUGAAGGGCAGCAACAAGCCAAUCAGACGAAGAGCUAAGCACUCGGAUGGAC
Molecule: messenger RNA, 577 nt
Organism: Penicillium pulvis
Lineage: Eukaryota; Fungi; Ascomycota; Eurotiomycetes; Eurotiales; Aspergillaceae
Exons: 4
Coding region: 69-563 (164 amino acids)
Source: RefSeq, a predicted model, not a curated record